AUGGCGCUCCAGGUCCUGUCCUCGGGCCUGGGCUCCGUGAAGAAGGCGGCGUCCGGGAACCGAGUUACUCAGCGAGAGACCCCGCUAGAAAAGAACCUCAGAGAGGCCACUUCAAACCAAAAUUGGGGCGUGCCUAACAGCCAGCUCCAUGACAUCGCUCGCGCAUCCUUCGACUUUCAGGAGUACCAGACCAUAAUCACUGAAAUUUGGGCUGGACUGCAGGAAACGAAGUCCAGAUGGCGGCGGGUCUUGAAGACCUUGAACCUGGUGGAGUUUUUGGUCAAAAAUGGCAGUGAGCGAAUCAUUGAUGAAAUUCGCCGCGACCAAUACAAGGUGCGCCCACUUAUGGACUUUAGCUACUCGGAAGAUGGCAAAGACAAGGGCGCGGCUGUUCGCGAAAAGGCCAAGGCUAUCUUGGAGCUUGUGAGUGACAACGAGCUACUGCGCUCGGAACGGGACAAGGCCCGCACACACAGGGAGAAAUUCAUGGGCAUGCUCUUGUCUCAUCUCAAUCAGUACGACCCGUACGUAGAAAACAAGAAGUUCGAUGAAGCGCGUCGCAGACGAGAAGAUGAGCGCGAUGAGCGUGACCGAAGGUAUGACCGGGACGACCGAGACCGCCGGCGCAGGGAUGACCGUGACGACCGUGACUACGACCGUAGAGACCGCGACGACCGGGACGAUAGACGCCGGAGUGAUGACAGGGAUGAAAGAGACAGUCGUCGCCGGGACUAUGACUAUGAUGAUAGGCGAGAUCGUGACGGACGCCGCAGAGAUUAUGAUGAUGAUCGUCGUGACUCAAGAAGGGAUCGGGAUGAUCGAGACCGAGAAGAGCGCGACCGCCCAGCAGAGAAGCCAGCGCCGCCGCAGACCAACCUACUCGACAUGGGCGACCCGACUCCCGCAGCGCCGGUACCUGCAGCCACUGCGCCGGCUGCGCAGGGAUGGGGUGCCUUUGAGGGUGGUGGCGGCUUCGCAGACUUUGCUGGCUCCGGCUCUGGCCCUGUCUCCGAUGGCUUCGGAGACUUCGUAGGAACAGCAGCCUCAGCCCCAGCGGCAGCUGCCACAGUGCCUGCAGGGCCGCAGGACGGAGACCUUUUCGGGAACGCUCCCUUCCAGGCAGCACCCACAGCCGCCGCACCUGUUGCUUCGUCUGCGCAAAUGCCUGACCUGUUUGCCACAAACACUGGUGGAGACUUCACGGGCUUCCAGGGAAGCUGCGGCGGCUGUGGCUGCGGAGGACCUGGCGGUGCAAGUGGCGGCUUCCAAGGUGGCUUCUGCUCUGGCCCUGGGCCCUGUGGGAGUGCUGGAUGCGGGUGCUCUGCCUGCCCGUCGGCUCCAGCCAUGGCUCCCUGCACGGGCAGCAUGUGUGGAAGCACCGCGCCAGCAAGCCAACCAGGCAGUCAGGUUGACACUGGAGGGUCCUUCUUGGAGGGCAUCUCAAGCAAGCUGCUGGACUUGAAUCUCAGCUCUGGCACUUCGCAGCCUUCUGGGCCUUCGGCACCAAACAACGGCAAGCCGAUGGGAGGUAUGGGAAUGGGCAAUGCCAUCGGCCCGGCCAUGGGCAAAAGCCCACCAAUGGUCCCAUGGCCGGGUGUGGGGCCUGCGGUGGCUGCAGUGGCUGCAGUGGCUGCGGUGGCUGCGGUGGCUGCGGCUGCGGCGGAUGCUGUGGCUGCGGCUGCGCAGGCUGCGGGGGCUGUGGGGCCUGUGGAUGCGGGGGCUGCGGAUGUGGGGGUUGCGGAGCUUGUGGUGGCUGUGGGCCAUGUGGUGCUUGCGGAGGUUGCGGUUGUGGGGGUUGUGGCUGUGGGGGUUGUGGGUGUGGGGGUUGUGGGUGUGGCUGCGGGGCCUGCGGAGGCUGCGGGUGUGCUGGCAUGA
Symbiodinium pilosum is the source of this 1875-nucleotide messenger RNA. The record is from the annotation of a GenBank genome assembly. Lineage: Eukaryota; Dinophyceae; Suessiales; Symbiodiniaceae.